Molecule: messenger RNA, 2408 nt
Organism: Rhagoletis zephyria (snowberry fruit fly)
Lineage: Eukaryota; Metazoa; Arthropoda; Insecta; Diptera; Tephritidae
Product: zinc finger protein 710-like
Biological process (GO): regulation of transcription by RNA polymerase II
Cellular component (GO): nucleus
Molecular function (GO): DNA-binding transcription factor activity, RNA polymerase II-specific
Source: RefSeq, a predicted model, not a curated record
AGUGUGUGUCAAGUCAAUCUUUUAUUUUUCGUUUUUCCAAAAGUAUUGUGAUGCUUCUAUUGUCUUGCAUUCGCGUUUGUGUAAAUAUUUUAGUGAAUCUUACUAAUAUUUAGGAUUAUUUAUCGACAAAUAAUUACUUUUUGUAACAAUUAAAGUAAUUACUUAACAUACGGAUACAAUGCAAUCGAUUGCGUCUGGUGAAGCGGAGCCAAGCAAUGGCGCGGCGACAGAUGUAUCAUUGCGUUUCUACUCAUUCUUGCCAUGCACACUACCGAAAAAGACAUUUACAAGCCCCAAAACAAGUGGUUAUUGUACAGACAAUAGUGGUGUGCUUGUGAUUAACGAUAGCGAUGAUGAGGGUUCAUCGACUAUAUCUGCUGUUUCAGAGCCACAAUUUGAGUUUCUGUGCGAAAUUGAUGUUGAUAAGAACAUCGCGCUACCUCGGCCCAUAGAGCUUAAAGUAGAGUGUAAGAAGGAGCCUGAAGUAGAUUUUAUUGAAGUUCUGCAAGAGAAUGGAAAACAAAUAAAUGAAAAACAACAAUCAAUCCACAACGCAGCUACAGCAGAUUAUAGUGAUUGUGAGGAUGAGCUAUUGGCAUUGUGCAAAAUAGAACCAGUAUGUGACCUUAACGAGGUCUUGCCACACAAUGCAUCAGCAGAACAUGAAAAUCACUACAUCUACUUCACAUGUCCCCAAUGUGGCGAGCGUCACGAUUCACAUCCACACUGGCGACGGCACAUUGUGUCGGCGCAUCAGCUAGGAGAUCAAAAAAAUUGGAAUUUUAGGCGACGUCCCAACAACGAAUUCGAAUGCUUUAGCUGCCGUAAAGUAUUUACACGUUGCACACUGAAGACAUUACAGCAGCAUCACUUUACACAUUUGCCACACAAAGUGUACCAUUGCAAGUUGUGUCCAUUCGAAGAGCACAGCAUGUUUUUAAUGAUAUCGCAUAUUAUGCUGCAUAAGGAAAAAGAUGCCAGUAACAGUGGAAAUGCUAAAAGUAGUAAUGGUGCACCCACAGCACGCGAAAUUGCCCUAUGGGAACAUGAGAGUCGCGCCUUGAUUGCAUACAUUUGUCCAGCUUGUGGCUUAACGUUUGAUGCAGAGGAUGCCUGGCAGGCGCAUAUAAACUUCAGCCACAAUUUCUUGGAGAAGACGGCCGAAAAUCGCUUCGGCGAUCAUUUCAAAUGUUCCGAAUGUGCCGUAGAAAUCUUCUCUCAGCAUAUUUCCGAUCUUCAGCAGCAUCUGUUUACACAUUUACCUUACAAAUCGUAUUUGAAAUGCAAAAUAUGCAGCUUUACAAUUUCGCGCCAAAAUUUUAUGCUUUCCCACAUACUCAACCUACAUAAAGUGCAUCUAAGUGCAGGAGCCGCAACAAAGAAUAGCGAUAAUGUAAUUACAGCAGACACUUCAACAACAAGCGGCAUAUCCCCUGCACCAGUAACAACUACAACUAAAUCACCGAGAGAAGAAAGAGUAUACAAUAGUCGUUUAUCAUCUGGUAGUUUAAUGGACACAAGUAUGAAUGCUAGUACAUUGAACGCAUUGCGACCAACUUCGAGAACCUUCAAUGAAACAAAUAAUGUAAAUAGUCGUAGAGUUUCCACGCCAAACACACAAUUCAAUAACACAUAUGUUCGAGAUCAACUAAUGAUGUCAACAAAAAAAGGCUCUUUUACUUGUAGAAAGUGUACUAAACAUUAUAUGUAUAGAAAAAGCUUCAGUAAGCAUAUACGCUACUGCGAUCCAAGCAACACAACAAUUUAAGUGAUACAUACUUGACAACGCUAAGCGAACACAUGCACCCGCGUACAUAUGUUUGAAAUGUUUACACUGGACAUAAACUCGCGCAGUAAGGAGUAAUAAUAACAAUUUUAUCUACAUUCCAUAUUUGUUAUUGUAUUGGGUGAAUGAAAUUAUUGUUGUGCACACACAAAAAUCCAUUUGUUUUUACACUUAGCACUAUUUUGCUUGACAAGACUAACAGCCGCUUUCACCAGCGGUUUAAAUGGAAAUAUACUUUUUAUUUUCUAUCGAUUUCCAUAAAAAAUUAAAAAAAUUAAAAUCAUUUUUCACUUAAAUUGCUUUUCUGAAAUUGGCUGUUAGAAUUGUUAGAGCUUCGGUUGAGUUGACCCAAUAAUAUAUUUUUUAACAUUUUAAGUUACAUUCUGCUAUUAUUUUGUUUAAAUAAAUUAAGCGGGUCGAGUUUCUAAUUACUUACUUAUCACUUGCUAUUUUAAGAUUUUACAUAAUUUUUUCAUCAGUGAAAAAACCAUUUACCAUUUUUGUUUAUCUAACAAUCGUAAGCCUAACUCUUUACCUAAACUGAGUUAAGUACAAAGUGAAAUUUUUUUUAAAUUAUAAAACAAAAAUGAAAUAAAACACACACAAUUGAAUUUAUAAGUAA